Messenger RNA from Ruditapes philippinarum (Manila clam), 7072 nucleotides. Its product is annotated as rho guanine nucleotide exchange factor 18-like. Gene Ontology annotation, biological process: regulation of Rho protein signal transduction. Gene Ontology annotation, molecular function: guanyl-nucleotide exchange factor activity. The record is from RefSeq and is a predicted model, not a curated record. Lineage: Eukaryota; Metazoa; Mollusca; Bivalvia; Venerida; Veneridae.
UGUUGUAUUACCUCAAAGUGAAGACAUUGAAAAUACAUUAUGUAAUGAAGAGGAUAUGAACGAUGGUCUCCUUAAUGCUGGCAGUGAGGGGACUAGAAGAGGUGGUGUACGUAGCACAGGUGAUAUGGAACAUGAGGCCAGAGACAAUGAGAAGGGUUAUGAAAACUCCAUGCAAGGACGUGGGUCAGCAAACAAGGCUAGAUAUAGUGCUGAUAUAGAACAUUUGAUGAGAAAUUUGAAGGGUCAUCAUUCUGGCAGUUCUUUAGACAAGAUGUCAAGUUCGACACACAGUACAAGUUCAAGCACUGACAAUGAGGCACUAGGUGUGAUGCCUCAUGGUAAAAUAACCAAAGCUUUCUCUAUGUCUUCCAUCCCUGCUGCCACAGCAAAUGAUAAACAGAAAGGUCCAAGCUACAAGGACAAACAGACCCCAUCCCACUUGCUUAUACAAAAUCUUAUAGCAGAACAUGACGCACAAUUUCGGCGGCAAGACGAAAUCCGUGAGGAGGAUUCUGCUGAUGUUUUGUACGAAAAUAACCAAAACAAUCGUAGGCAAAAAAGCAAACCGGAACUCUCUCUUUUAGAUUUCUUAAACGACCCUUCCAACUUCUCCAAUGACUCAUCUAACCUGUCAUCACCAAAACCAAAGGAUAAAGAAGACAAGAAGAGGAAACCUAGCAUGUUCUCUCGUUUCCAUAGUAGCUAUAGAAUCAAAAAGAACAAAGAUAAAGAGGGGAAAAGUAAGUCAUCAAGUCACCGCUUUGUCUCAGUUAGCUUCAGUAAUGCCACCACGUGUGAUGUGUGCCAUAAACUACUUACAAAUAAACCAGCGCUAAGAUGCCAAAUAUGUCUAGUAAAUGUUCAUGAGCAUUCGUGCAAAGAACACAUACCUGCCUGUGAUAAAAACAAAUCAAAGAGUCAAGUACCAAGACAGUCAAGUACAGAAUCAGAAGCUGUCCCCGGUAGUCAGGACAGAAGUAAUGCCUCCACAGGUGUUCCAAACCUGCGUCCUAGCCAUUCAUUCAAGGACAACACAACACGAGCACAGAGUAUGUACAUUGGAGCGGCAUCACAACCCAUGCCAUCUGCCAUAGUGCCAGAUAUUCAACAGGACUCAAUUAUUAUGAGAAAGAGGAGAUCAGCAUUACAAUCAGCAUCAGCACAAUUACAAAGAAGAAGUUUACCUACACCAAGGAUUGUAAUAGACACAACUCAUGUUCAGGAUCGGCCUAAAUCUCCAAAUCCUAUUGCUACAAUAUCAUCAUCAGCUUCUGAGUCUGCUGUAGCAAGUUCAGCAGACGGCAAGAACAAUAAUCAUCCUAUAGCUGAAGAUGACAGGGAGCAAGAUAAUGUCUCAAGGCUGGACCUUGGACAGUCAAAUAUCACAGAGACAAUGUCUCAUUCUAUAGAAUCUCUGGAUGAAGUAGACAGUGUACAAGAAGUGAGAUAUGACGAUGUUGAAUUAGGAAGUCUCGACAUUGAUGAGCCAGAAACAUGGAGUGAAACUGUUGAUAAAAAAGUCUUAAAGAAAAUGAACCCCAAAGAUAUCAAACGUCAGGAUACUAUAUGGGAGUUGAUACAGACUGAGAGACAUUAUUGUAAAAGAUUAAAAACAUUACAGAUUUUUUAUCGAGAUGGAAUGUUACGUGAGUUAGGAGUGACAAGAAGAUUGGUAGAUAACCUUUUCCCACAGUUAGAUGAUCUCAUUUUUGUGCAUAUGAACUUUUAUCAUCAAUUACAAGAUUUACAAAACAGACGACCGGAUCGCCUUGUAGAGGAAAUUGGGCCUGCAUUAAAAGAACAGUUUUCUGGUGAUUCAGCGAAUCGUAUGAAGGCAUCUUAUGGAGUUUUCUGUAGUGGCCAUCUUGAAUCUGUUCAACUGUACAAAGACCUAAUGGAGAAGAAAAAGUUUCAAUUGUUUAUUAGGAGUAGAAGCCAGCAUCCUUUGUGUAAAAAACGAGAGAUUCCCGAUUUUAUUUUGUUAAUAACCCAGAGACCUACAAAAUAUCCAACUCUCAUUGAAGCUGUUAUUAAAAGUACUAAAGAUAAGAAAGAUCGUGAGUGUUUAUUAAAAGCUCUAGAGUUAAGUAAAGAUGUGCUACAGAAUGUUGAUGCCCAGGUAGCUGCAGCACAAAGGGCUAUGAGAAUUAAAGAUAUCUGUAGCAGGCUCGAAAACCGAUCAUUUGCCAUACAUAGGUCUAAAAAAUUCAGGAAAUCAGACAUCUUAGCAAAUAACCGUGUAUUAUUGCACGAGGGAAUGGUUGGAUGGAAGAAUGCUCGAGGAAAGACGGAGAAAGUGCUGGCUGUUGUGAUGAAUGAUGUGCUUUUCUUUCUUCAAGAAAACAACAAAAAUUAUUCCUUCUUCUCAUUGGAUAAUAAGCAUGGUGUAGUGUCGCUGUUUAACCUGCUGGUACGGGAGAAACGGGACACACGAGACACAAUCGGCAUGUAUCUCAUCAGUCAAAACAAAGAGAAUCCCGAGAUGUACGAAAUUGUGUUCAACACAAUGUCUGAAAUGCAAAAAUGGGCACAAAUACUGAGAACUGCAGUGGAAAAUUGUCCUGAAGAAGAAGAAGAAGUUCCUUCAGAAGCAGAAGAAGAACGUAGGAAAAUGGAGGAACGACAGGCACGAGCAAAUGCCAUCAUGGAGAAGUUACAAAAAAAGGAUGAGGAGAUUAAGAGAUGCUGUGAUGAUAAAAAUAGAUUGAUGUUAGAUCUGUUAGCUGUUUAUAAUGAUACAGAAGAUCAACAACAACAACAAUCUAAUUCACGACCCAGUUCAAGAGACUUUGAAGAAUCUACAGCUGAGAAUGCUGGUUUACUUCAGGCUGCUAUACACGAAGUUUCUAUAGCAGCGUCUCAGUUGACGACGAUGUUACAGAGUAAUGGGACAAACCUGAGUCGUAGUGUCAGUAGUGUAGGAGAACACUCUAGUAACACAUUUACUGCAGUACCUGUUCCUAAACGAGCCGAAACUUUUGCUGGUUUCGACAACAAUCAUGAGUCAGUUAGAGGUAAAGUUAAGGGCAGUGAUGUACCAGAUUUCUCUGUGGAGAGGGAGCAAGGUGGACAGUAUAAAGAGAUGGACAGUAGUGACCCUGACCUCAGUACACAAUACUCAGAUCUACCUCCUUCUGGCCUGGCUAAUAAGAAUUAUGACAGUGAGGGAGAAAGUGGUGUAGGGUCAUCAUCCAGUUUCUACUCCUCCAUGUCAACUCUGUCACCAGUGGCAACACCGUCUCAGGAUCAAUCUAACAUUGCUCAUCUGCUACGCACACUUAAUAGCAUUGUUCAUUUGACGGCAAGUCAGGGAACAGCUGUAGAGACACUAAGAGCACAACUAGCCGAGGCUAACGAGAGAAUUAAUAAGUUGUCUGUGGACGUCCAUGAGAAGAAAAGUGGUUAUAGACACAGUCAGCUAGAGGAACUCAGAAACUUACAGGGAGUUAUACAGAAGGAAAAGGAGGACUGGGAGUUGAAGAAAACUCGUGAAAGACGUGACAUGGAACAAGAACGUUUACAGCUUGAAGAAAUGAAAAGAAAUAUUGAUAAACAAGAGGCUGAUUUGAAGCAACAGAAAGAAGAGUUUAACAAAAAGCGUGAAGUGUUACAGAAACAGAUAGAACUGUUACGUCAAAGUGGUCAGUUGUCUAAGGACGCCUCAUUAUCCGAUCUUGAGCAGACGGAUAAUGGUAGCAGUGUGCAAUCAAAGGCUGACUUUGUGCCGGGACACCGGCGAUCAGCCUCGGCAGAAUCAUUCAAUUCGAACAAUGGUGAAACAAACAAAAAUGGACCUAGUGCUCCUAAAGAGAACAAUUUUCGACCGGAACAUAAGUCAGUAUCUAAGCUUCAAAGUUUCUCUUUUGGAAGCAAACAAAAUUUACCGGUCCAUUUAUUAAGUGCUACAAAUGAACAAAAAAUAGGAUCAAAAAAUGUUCAGCAACUUCCGUCAAAGUUGUUAGCAAGUGGAUCCGUUUCGGGUGCUCCUUCGCAGACAACGCUUUCUGGAGCUAAAAGUAGCUCACAGGGAGUUAUUGGUCAUAAUAAUAGUCAGUCAACACAAAGCUUGCCACAGGAAUAUGGAAUUCAUGGUCAAGAUUCAUCUUUAGCGCACAGUGUCAGUGCAGGUCAGAUUAAUCCGGGAACCAAUCAGGUGGGAACAAGUGUUACGGUUCCGAAAGGAAACUGGCAGAGUAAUCGACCAAAACCUUCCUCAAAGUCUGGAGGAUUAUCAGGGGUGUUAAAGUUAGCGGAAAAAAAUGAGAAAAAGGGAAAGAGCAGUAGUUCUAGUCAAAUGGGUGAUAAAGGAGCCCAGUCAUCGCCACCGCAAAAUGAGAACUCUUCACAGCGUCCAAAAUCGGGAACUCCAGGGGACCGAAACCCAAACAUAAAUCAUAAAUCUCAGAAGUCAGAUAGUGAUGUUAUAUACUUCUAAGGGACUUCUUCUAUGACUGAAAGAAUGUUCAGGACAAGAAAAAGGGUUGGCAGUUAAAUACACAAAAGGUCUUGCUUAAAUGUAUCUUCAAGGUCACAUGUAAUGAAGGUCAACUAGCUUACAUGGCAAGGACUGAAAUAUCUUGAAGAUGAAACAAGAGAAUUUCGACUCCUAUCUACCUGAUAAAAGAAACAACAUAUCUGUCUUUUUCAAGUGCCUUUAUGUUUGUUUUAUUUUUACAAAACAUAGGAUUUUUUUUCUUGUCAAUGUGCAUACAUGUACUAAGUUUUUUGUCAGUGAUUGAAGCAGGAAAUGCCUGUAAAUUAAUCACAAAUGUUUUAAGUAACAAAGAUAAAUGGUUUUUUAACCACUAAAGGAUAAUAACAAAAUAAAGGGAGAUCUCUACCUAAUACACUUACAGUUUAGUUGUAGUAGUUUGAUGAAUCUUCCAUAGAUAUUGUCAUUCAAACUAGAUCUUGUUUAACAAAGAUUUUCUUUCUUUAUUUUCUAUUAUUUUAUGUGUAUUUGCCACCUAAUUUUGCAACUGAUUGCAAAGAAAGGAUUUGUAUUAUUCAUAUUACAUGCUAAAUUCACAUUAUAUCAAGUUAAAAAGUGCAAUAUAUUUCAGUUAUUUUAAUUUCUCCUUAUUAAUCAUGUAAGCGAUAUGUUUUUAUUACCAAAUUUUUAGAUGUUAAAUGAUUUAUUGGAAUAAGAUACAAACAUAUUACACAUGUCUGGUGUUCUAGCACACAAUGUAUAUAAAUUGUUUUGUACAGAUUUCUCAAUUUUUCUUCUUAUAAAGAAAUUUGCAUCGUCAGCAAAUUUGUGUAUACACGUUAACGGAAUGAAUAGAAAUGUUGAUAAAAAAAAUAUCUUGUAAAUUGGUGAUUUGUGUAAAGGUACUUUAUUAUAAAAGUUUGAAGUUUACCAUUUUGUAUCGAAGAGUAGAUUUGGGGACUCAUUUUAGUCAUAUAGCCAUGAUUUUUAGCAAUGUUUUUUAUUAUUAUUAUUAUGAUUAUAUCUAUUAUUCAAUAUGCCAUACUUGGACAUAUUUUUUCUGUUCUGAUUUAGUACUUUUAUAGAACUGAAUCAGACUUAUUGCUAACAAAAAUGGCCUAACAUGUGACUGUAAUAUAUAUUUAUUUAUUUUUGUCAUGGUCAUGUUGAAUUUGAAAUUAUGCAAAUUUUGUUUUUUUGGUUUUUCUUGUUAAUUAUAAAGUAAAGAUUUUGAUGGAAUUAAAUUGAAGGUGAUACUGCAAUAUUUCUUGAAGCUCUCAAGACAUUUUUAAAUUAAAAAUGUUAUGACAAAAAUUGAGUGUAUAGCAAAGUAUUACAUUCACAAAAAUUGUUAUAAACUUUGAUAGAACUUAAGCCAAAAUGAGAGGUUUUCAUGAAGGAGUUGCUAUAGCAAGUACAUAUAUCAUUAAACUGCAUGUCUAGAGAUAUAAUUAUUACUUGUUUUGUUUCAGCUCGAAAAUAUCUACAAUGAACUUUUUAGAGUGCUAGCACUUACUGUGCCUAUAUUGAAUGAUUUUUAAUUUUUGUCCAUUUUAAUUUUUUUAUUUAUACUUACAUAAAUUAAUGGUAUUGUAGAAUUGUACUGUAACCAUAGUGAUACAAGUGGUGCGAGAAAGGAAGUGUUUAAAUUGUACAUGUCCUCAAUAUUAUACCAUUGUCUAACUGGUUAAUUAUAUAAUAAAAGAUUAAUUUCAUAUAAAGGUAUUUUCUUAAAUUAACAAGGUGUUCAAAAUAAAUUGAUCCAUGUAAAUGAAAUAAUAAUGAGGCUGACUGAUGGUUAAUAAAUUUUUACCAAAGCAACUUUUUAUUAGCAAAGAUACAUGUUUUGUUGGGAUGAUUUUCUGUUGAUGACUUUAAUCAGAAAACCAGAAUAAAUUAUAAACUUUGAUAUGUCAAUUUGAAAUGCUCCUUUCAUGUUUGUGCCGUAAUUUUAACCUCGGAAUGGCCACAUCGUUACCUGAUAAAUAAACUUAACAGAUAUCAGGUACACGUUUAUAUUUAGCUGCCAAACUGUUUGUAACCAAUUGUUCCAAAUCUUACCUGUUUCAUACUUAAUUGUUUGGGGUUUUUUUCCCCAAAUUUUUUCCUGAGUAAGAAUUGGUUUUGCAAAAGCAAAAUAUUAUCAAUUGCAGAGUGAAGCAUAUGAAAUUUAUUAUUUUUGUUUAUAAAAUAAAGCAAGUAUUUUAAUGCUGCACACAUUUUAAUACAUUUUAAAUAAAGGUUUGUUCAAAAUUUUUGAAACAGUGAAACCGUCUCUGCUCCGAUUAAAAAAAAAUACAUGAACAUAUUUCAAACUUGCUGUUAGAUACAACAAUUCAGGAUUUUUACAUAUUUUAUGACAAUAGUUGAUUACAACCAGUUUGAUGGUGACGAGAAAAAACUUAAUUUAUCCACGACUAACACAUUCCGUACAAAUAGAUUUAUUUUUGCUAAGAGUUGAUGGUUAUUUUAUUGAUGAUAUUUUGUAAUAGAAACUCAUCUCAAGUCAUACUCAUUAUUUGUAUCACUUUUUCUGAAGCUGCUUAUAACCUUGCAUGUGAAACAAUUUUUCUUGAUAAUAAAUAUUAAUCUCCUAACAAUUAAAUAUGAAUAAUUGGACAGAAGUUAAGUAUGGCUUUG